GUUUCACACACUGACUGACUCGGUAACCGGCACACGGUACACUUUGUGCAGCCGGCCAGGUUGGCGCCAGUGGAUUUAACCGCUAUCUCCUUACCUCUCCUCCCCUCCCGCGACCAACCCCAGUACCACCGGAUCAAUUCGGCCGCCUGCUCCUCCGCCCUCCCGUUGAUCGAUGACCAUGGAGCCGGAGCGCGACGUCGAGGAGCAGCGCCGCCCCCUCCUCCCCGUCCCUGCAGCGGCGGAACAGCAGUACCAGUACCUGGGGCGCAGCAGCUCCUCGGUGCUGCGCGGCGGUAGAGGUUGGGGCGGCGGAUACGGCGUGGGUGGGCCCGAGGUGAGCGCCGACGAGGUUAGGUCCGCCGCCUCCUUCUCCUCCUCCAGCUUCUACCCGCCCCAGGCCACGGCUCCCCGCGGCGACCACGUCUACCCCUACCCGCCGUCCAUCCACAGCGCCAUGCUCUCCUCCUCACCGUCGCCUGCCCCCUUGUCCCCGCAUCCGCACGAAGGGUUGGCGAUUGUUCCUCAAGGGCCGUACCCGUAUGGUGGUAGUUACCAGCCUUCUGAGAGCGUCGGGAGGGAUGCACUGGAUGAGGUGGAGAUUCGUCAGCUGCUUAUUGAUCAUGUUGGGCAUCGAUGCUGUUGGGGAAGUCGACCUGCUCGCACAUGGAAAAUUACCUCUAUUGAAGACUGCAAUGUCUACGUUGGGACUCUGGAAACCUUCAUAGAGGAAAGGGACAUCAUAACGAAAAAGGAACCCUAUGAAAGUGGGAAAAUUGAUGGAAGAGACAAUGGCCCUGUGCUUGGAGUGUGGGAAUUAGAUUUGAGGUCUGAGUUCCCUCAACUUUUUGUGCCAGAGAAAGAAGUAAUGGUCAAGAUUCCCCAUUCAGAAGUUGAAAAAUGCUUAGAUUGUGAGGGUCGUGGAGAGACACCAUGCCCUACUUGCAAUGCUGGUCAGGAACAUGGGUUUUACAAAGCAAAUCAGAUGACCCGAUGUAGUGCGUGUCAUGGGAGAGGUUUACUCGCUCACCAAGAUGGAUCUGAUACAGUAUGUGGUAUGUGCAGUGGUAAGGGAAUGUUGCCUUGUAUAGCAUGUGGAUCGCGUGGCUUGGUUGCAUGCAAAACAUGUACUGGAUAUGGUUCCCUUCUUGCACAAAGCAUUGCUCAUGUUCGAUGGAAGACGCUAUCAGCAAGAAAAGUUAGCGCAACUAGAGGGGCUGCCUCUGUCCCUGAAGAAGUUUUUCACAGAGCUAAAGGGGUGCAACUAUGCAACAUACAGGCAUAUCAGUGCACUCCUGCUUUCUUUGCUGAUUCAUACCAGCUUAACCAGUUCUCCUCAGAAGUUGUCACUAGUCGGCUUCCAGUUCCACCGUCGGCAAGGGUCAUUUCCGAGAGACACAUCAUUUCAGUCAUACCUGUAACCCGUGUUACAAUGGCCCAUCGCAAGCAGUCAUUUAGCUUCUAUGUCAUUGGCUACGGCAGGGAUGUGUUCAUAAGGGACUAUCCUUCCAAGUUCUGCUGGGGCCUCUGCUGUUGUUUCGAGUGGUUGCGGAGCUAGUUGUGCUUCCUGGCAUGAAUGUCUCCUUUGAGUGUGCAGUAUUUCUCAGUACAGAAGAUGGGUUCAGAUAAGCAUUACCAUAUGUGAUAUUUUGCAUUACAUAAGUUGUUUCUACAUAUUAGACCUGUGGGGCAUAUAUACAUGUUCAACAUCAUUGUAUCUGUUCAGUAAAUAAUGGCCAUGUUUGGCCAUCACUAGAGUGAUAUAUAGUUAUUAUGAAAUUGUGUAUGAUCAGUUGAGAUA
Molecule: messenger RNA, 1798 nt
Organism: Phragmites australis (common reed)
Lineage: Eukaryota; Viridiplantae; Streptophyta; Magnoliopsida; Poales; Poaceae
Exons: 6
Coding region: 173-1555 (460 amino acids)
Source: RefSeq, a predicted model, not a curated record